AUGACAGCUGGUAACGGUGAGAAGCUGCUGCCGGUUAUCCUUCAACCGAGGUGGGCCCGGCUGACGCGAAAAUCGAUAAACCACUUCCUGAUUCCAACCGGCGGAAAACAUUCGAUUGUAUGGCAGUUUCACCGAGCGCGCGCGAUCCUUGCCCGUCUGCUGGAUCACGGUACGGGGCGCGGUACAGGGAUUAUACCCACGGCGAUGGCGCUUAUGUCGCGCUACGAAGACGACAACGAUGAUGAUGAACCGGUGCCGGUGCGGUUGCUCCCAGCAGAGAUAGCUAGCUGGGCUGGGAUCAUGGUGUGUCUAGGCCAAGUGACCGAUAUACGAACGAGCGCCGGUAACAUACGGCUACGCGGUCACCAAAGUGUAUCACCGACCGGACGGACGGACGAACGACGACGCAAGCUGGCCAAUCAAACCGAACGCGACCGGGCGGUGCAAUUGAGCGACAUCGACGCGACGGACGGGUGGGUGAUGCGAACCAGUAUGAGAGUUGAUACCUAUGGAAGGUGGAGGCAAUCAACUAUGUACCUACUAACACGACAACCAGCAGCCGGCGGCGGUCACUCGCUCUCAUCGUUGUUGUCCGGAAGAUCCUCCAGGAAUUCCUCCGAAAGUUCCUCCAGGAAUUCCUCCGAAAGUUCCUCCAGGAAUUCCUCCGGAAGUUCCUCCAGGAGUUCCUCCAGAAGUUCCUCCAGAAAUUCCUCCGGAAGUUCCUCCAGGAAUUCCUCCGGAAGUUCCUCCGGAAGUUCCUCCAGGAAUUCCUCCGGAAGUUCAUCCAGGAAUUCCUCCGGAAGUUCAUCCAGGAAUUCCUCCGGAAGUUCCUCCAGGAAUUCCUCCGGAAGUUCCUCCAGGAAUUCCUCCGGGAGUUCCUCCAGGAAUUCCUCCGAAAGUUCCUCCAGGAAUUCCUCCGGAAGUUCCUCCAGGAAUUCCUCCGGAAGUUCAUCCAGGAAUUCCUCCGGAAGUUCAUCCAGGAAUUCCUCCGGAAGUUCCUCCAGGAAUUCCUCCGGAAGUUCCUCCAGGAAUUCCUCCGGGAGUUCCUCCAGGAAUUCCUCCGAAAGUUCCUCCAGGAAUUCCUCCGGAAGUUCCUCCAGGAAUUCCUCCGGAAGUUCCUCGAGGAAUUCCUCUGGAAGUUCCUCGAGGAAUUCCUCUGGAAGUUCCUAUAGGAAUUCCUCC
Messenger RNA from Armigeres subalbatus, 1182 nucleotides. RefSeq names its product sericin-2-like. The transcript is spliced from 3 exons. NCBI's taxonomy places the organism in Eukaryota, Metazoa, Arthropoda, Insecta, Diptera, Culicidae. The annotation marks the transcript as partial. The record is from RefSeq and is a predicted model, not a curated record.